Molecule: messenger RNA, 1956 nt
Organism: Erpetoichthys calabaricus (reedfish)
Lineage: Eukaryota; Metazoa; Chordata; Cladistia; Polypteriformes; Polypteridae
Gene: fam107b
Product: family with sequence similarity 107 member B
Exons: 4
Coding region: 247-645 (132 amino acids)
Source: RefSeq, a predicted model, not a curated record
GGUGGAGCCUCCUCUCUGUGACUUAAUUAUUGAGUCAUCUGGACCACACACCCCAAGCAAUAGUAAUUUCCAGUGAGUGGAGAAGAGUUCCGAAUCUAUUUGGCAAAGGAGGAGCGGAGAAAAAGCAGCUCACUUACGGGAAGGCAGCCCCACAUCAGGAGGCUGGUGACUGAACGGAGUACUUGAGAUAAAAGCACUGAGAGGGCCGAGAUACCUGAAGACCUAAUACCAUCUCUGAGAAGCAUAAUGGCAGAACCAGACUAUAUUGAUGAUUGCGAUGAGUUAAUCAAACCAAAAAAGCUUAUUAACCCUGUGAAAACCUCUAGGAAUCACCAAGAUCUUCACAGAGAGCUUAUGAUGAACCAGAAAAGGGGCCUCGCUCCCCAAAACAAACCAGAACUGCAGAAAGUCAUGGAGAAGAGAAAGAGAGAUCUUGUCGUGAAACAACAGAAGGAAGAGGAAGCUCUCAAAAAGAUGAGUGACCUGGAAUUAGAGUUGAUGAAACGACAACAGAAGCUCGAGCAGCUGGAAUUGGAACAACAAAAAGCCAAUGAAGAGCAAGAGAAUGCCCCCGAGUUUGUGAAGAUGAAAGGAAACCUAAGGAGAACAAAGCAAGAAAUCGAAGGGCAUGAGCAGGCUACCUAACCGGAAAACCAAAACAUUUAACAUUCCAGAGAGAAGCCCAUGGCCUUUUGUGGAAUCUAUAUUCCCAUGACCAGCAAAAGAAAGAGACAAAUAAUGUAUAAAGUAAAAAAAAAAAAAGAAAAUGAUACUUGACAUCUUAAAAUACUGUUUGUUGGAAGAAAAACAGUAUUACACAUUGUGGGAAAUGAGAGAAAAGCCUCAUAUCAGCCAGGAACUAAUGGGAUGGGUUAAAGCUGAAGCUUUACUGCUUUACCCUUGGGGGGAGAAAAAAAAAUUAAGAUGCAACAUUUUCAAGUUAUGGAUGGAAUCGUGGGCACUGGAUAAACUUUUGGAAACUGUACUAAAGUGCUCAUAAGCCAAGCUCAGUACAGCCACCAAAACCUUAUUUAUGUUUUUUUGUUUUUGAAAAUCUUAAUAGGAUUUUAAUACGUACGGGUUUUUUAUUUUAUGAAAAAUAAUUUGAAAGAAGAAUUGGAACUACUUGGCCAUCUCAAAAUUUGUUUCAAAAGUCAAAUUGUAAGGUUUGAUUUAAAUUAUGUUGGAUUUCUGGAGUAGGUGUUUUUUCAAUGCGUAUAAUUUUAUUGACAAUAACAGAAUGUUAUUUGUUAUUUUCAGCAAAAAGAGGAUGAACAAGAUGUUAAUACUACAUCUGUACACACUUUCCUUCUCUGGCCAGAAUUUGAUUUAUUUUGAGCUCAGAAGUGUCAUGAAAUGACUCUUAUUGUUAACUUUCCUAUCAGUUUGCAAAAAAGGUAAUACUGUAUUCCAUUCUUUAGCAGAAUCGCCCCAGAAGAUUUUGUCACUGUUUCCUUUCCCAUCAGUUCUUUCACCUUUGAACCCAACUUGUAUUUCCUUUCCUGCCUACAUCAUACAUAAACAGGAGAGAAUGUCAGGGAGCUUUGUGUGGAAAAAAGGCUGAAAUGACAAAAUCCUUAAAACACAGAAUCAAGGUCAUGUCUGACUCGCUUCCUUUUAGCACAAACUCCCUUUCCAAUUCUCAUUUGACCAAAAUAGUGAAAUAUUUCCAAUAAUGUGACAGAUGUUUCCACUUCAGCAGUUUAACGUGGAAAAUGUUGAUAGGAAUUUACAGGGAAUGCUCUCUUUGUUCUUUUUUUAUUUUUGGAUCUGCAUGUCGCUUGCUUAUCUGCCUGCGCUUGCAUAACUUUGUGUUUUUUGUUAGAAAUUAUUUGGGGGAAAAAAAUAGCUGCAACUUAUUUUUGCAGGUAAAUUGUAUGUGUCUGUGGAUUUGAGUGUUUUUGUAUAAAUUUAAAAAGUAGAGAUUUUUAUUACAAAUAAAUUACUUGGAAAAGA